Messenger RNA from Salarias fasciatus (jewelled blenny), 2522 nucleotides. RefSeq names its product splA/ryanodine receptor domain and SOCS box containing 1 (gene spsb1). The coding region runs from base 336 to 1157 and encodes 273 amino acids. The transcript has 3 exons. Gene Ontology annotation, cellular component: SCF ubiquitin ligase complex. The record is from RefSeq and is a predicted model, not a curated record. Gene Ontology annotation, molecular function: protein binding. Gene Ontology annotation, biological process: intracellular signal transduction; proteasome-mediated ubiquitin-dependent protein catabolic process. NCBI's taxonomy places the organism in Eukaryota, Metazoa, Chordata, Actinopteri, Blenniiformes, Blenniidae.
GCGGGACCACGUGACCUGACGGGGACGUUGGAGAGCAGCAGCCAUCACUGCUUCACCUGGUUCAUGUCCACUCUCCACUCUCGCACGGCGGACGAGCUGCCCCCGCUCCGGCGUGCCGCGUCUCUCCUCUCCGGAAGUGUCUCCAGGAAGACUCCACACUUUGCGUCCCACCUUGGCAGCUGCCUGACGUAGCAGGACGAACCAGCUCUAGUCGGGUUGCAGGAGCACCGUGGAGGAGAGGACCCGAGGCUGACUGACUCCCCCCAUUUAUCUGAACGGAGGGGGGAGGAGAAGGAGGAGCGGGGAAAGAGGAAGCGGCUAUACCCACCUGGAGCAUGGGGCAGAAAGUCCCCGGUGGCAUCAAAACCAUUGAUAUGCGGGAUCCGGCUUUCAGCCCACUGAAGUUGGAGCUCCAGGCCCUGAAUCACACCAAGCCGUCCAGACUGGACCUGCUCCUGGACAUGCCGCCCGCCGGCGCCGACGUCCAGGUCCAGCACUCGUGGAACAACGACGACCGCUCCCUCAACAUCUUCGUCAAGGACGACAACAAGCUGGUGUUCCACCGGCACCCCGUGGCGCAGAGCACGGACGCCAUCCGGGGGCGCGUCGGCUACACCAGGGGACUGCACGUGUGGGAGAUCAGCUGGGCCAUGCGGCAGAGGGGCACGCACGCCGUGGUCGGCGUGGCGACCAGCGACGCCCCGCUGCACUCGGUGGGCUACACGGCUUUGGUCGGGAGCAACGCGGAGUCGUGGGGCUGGGACCUGUGCCGGAGUAAACUCUACCACGACGGCAAGAACCUCCCAGGGAAAACCUACCCGGCCUUCCUGGACCCCGACGACACCUUUAUAAUCCCGGACUCCCUCUUAGUGGUCUUGGACAUGGACGAGGGGACGCUGGGUUACAUAGUGGACGGACAUUAUUUAGGAGUGGCUUUCAGAGGACUUAAGGGCAGGAAGCUCUACCCAAUCGUGAGUGCCGUGUGGGGACACUGUGAAAUUCGUAUCCGGUACAUUAAUGGACUCGAUCCCGAGCCCCUCUCCCUGAUGGACCUGUGUCGGCGUUCGGUGAGGGUGGCGUUAGGACGGGAGCGCCUGAGUGAAAUCCAUAGACUGCCCCUGCCGGACUCCCUCAAGAACUACCUGCUGUACCAAUGACGACGCCGGCCGGCCGCCGGCUCACGCUCACGACACUCCCUCCUUCCUCUCACGUGUCUCUCUGGGAUCGCUUCUGGGGUUAAACCAGUCCGGCAGCAUAGCUCAAACCUUCCAGGACUGACUCAGCCGCUGCACAUCCUCCAACAAGUAUGCUCCUGUGUCAGUGGCUGGACUCCGCUUUGAGUUUUCUUAUCCUGUUUUUAAGACUCUUUACAAUUGUGUUUAACUUUGAUGAAUUCAGGAAUCACUGAGCACUAUGCACACGCUGGUCCUGUCGGCGCUGCGAUGGCCGCUGCACCGGUGCUCUGCCUCCCAGCUUUCAGAUGAAUGUCAGAUCUGUGCUCAGCAUCUCUCCCGAGACCUCCAGUCUUGAUUUAGGAAUGAAAUUGUGGUCAAACUGAGGAAAUGUAAUGUCUCGCAGUGCCGGUGUCUGACCACAAGGUGGCAGCACGCACACGCCAGCCGGUACAUCACUGAGCAGUGGCAUGUUUUUAAACAAUAGGAAUUUUUAAAUGGUAAAUGCAUUUUCCUUUUUGCACACCUCGGAAGAGAUGCUGAUCACCGAGCGGAGCGCCCGCCGUGCAGCGGAAUCGAACGCACUGCGAGGCAGCUUGAAGUCGCAGCUCGGACCGCUGGCUGCGCUCUCAGGUUUCUCCGAUACGGAAGCGUCCCAUCGCGGACCGUCCGGCACCCGACAGGAAAUCCAUCAGCAGAAAUUUUAACGGAAAGAUGUCACUGUGAUUAUUUGUAGCAUGCAUCCGCAGGAAAUUCUCUCUCUCUCUUUCUCUCUCUCAAUACAGUCACAUCUAUGAUUUCACCACUCCUGCUUUCUGUAGUGCAGUAGUCUUCAAACAUGCUGUUGAGGCCCAAGAGUGUGUUUCUUUAAAAAAAAAACAAGCUGAUUCCACUGACUGGACUGAAGGACGCGCCUCUUGGGCUCCACCGGCUGGUAGCUGACGACCAUCGAUGUAGUGUUUGUGUUGACAUGUAAAGGUGGGGGUGGGGCGGGGGCAAAGGCUAUGUUGGUGCCUAAAUCAGCAAAACUUUGAUUUUAAAGCAAAACUUACUGAUUCUUCUUCUGUUGUUUAAUUUCUUUUCUUUUUUUUCUUUUUUUUAUUUUACAAAGACAAUCCACAAAGUGCUGCACACGUGUAAUAGAGGGUCAGAUGCCAACAUAUUGUCGAUUGCCAUAUCCUAGACCUGUUUAGUAUUUUUAAACGUGCGGACGUGGCCGGCGCUCAGCUCUCGGCUGGACGCUGCCACGCUACGACUCCUUUCUCCUCCUCCUCCUUGCUUGCGGCUUCCACUUUAUUUGUAUUCCUUGAUGUAGAUUUGUUUGUAUCAAUUAAAGAUUAUUUGAAAUGA